CAUUGGAACCCCGUAAAAAGUCCUUGUGGGUGGAGUAGAUUUAAUUUGAGAGAUCCAAUGGCAAAAGAAAAUAAUUAAAAAAAAAAAUUCCAAGAAAAUAAGAAUAACUGAAUUUGACAAGAGAACUUAAUUUCAUUUCUAUACAGAGCCUGCUCUACUAGAUCCGCCCCUCUGCACUCCGCAUUUCCUCCCUGAGAAAUGCGAACCUGAAGAUCUAUCCAUCUGUUACCUUUAGAGAGAGAAAGAUACCAAUUUUAGAGAGAGACAGAUAUGGGGUGUACGUUUUCUGGGCUGAAUGCGCUGUACGACGCCGUGAACGGAGGAGCUGACGUUUGGAUCAAUGAGAACAGGUUCAGGAUCGUCAGGCAGCUAGGUGAAGGUGGUUUUGCCUAUGUCUACUUGGUCAAGGAGGUCGUCACUGACUCUUCUGCUUCCCCCGGUGGUGGCGGUGGUGGCCUUGCCAAGAAAGUCAAGGACACUUCUCAUAUUUCUGAUGAUGGAACUUAUGCAAUGAAGAAAGUUCUCAUUCAGAACAAUGAGCAAUUGGAGUUGGUUCGGGAAGAGAUUCGCGUCUCAUCCCUGUUCAGCCACCCCAACCUGCUUCCUCUUCUUGAUCAUGCUAUUAUUGCUGUAAAGGCUAAUCAAGAGGGCUCUUGGAACCACGAGGCUUAUUUGUUAUUUCCAGUUCACUUGGAUGGAACCUUACUGGACAAUUCCAAAGUUAUGAAAGCUAAAAAGGAGUUCUUUUCUACUUCAGAUGUCCUUCAAAUAUUUCGUCAGCUUUGUGCUGGACUGAAACAUAUGCACAGUCUUGAUCCUCCAUAUGCACACAAUGAUGUUAAACCUGGUAAUAUACUUCUCACACACAGGAAAGGACAACCACCUCUUGCCAUAUUGAUGGAUUUUGGGAGUGCUGGACCUGCAAGGAGGCAAAUCCGAUCUCGUUCAGAGGCACUACAGUUACAGGAAUGGGCAUCUGAACAUUGUUCAGCACCCUUUAGAGCUCCUGAGUUGUGGGAUUGCCCAAGUCAUGCAGACAUUGACGAGAGAACUGAUAUUUGGUCAUUAGGAUGCACACUAUAUGCAAUAAUGUAUGGGGUAUCCCCAUUUGAGUAUGCACUUGGAGAGUCUGGAGGAAGCUUACAACUGGCCAUAGUAAAUGCACAAAUAAAGUGGCCAGCUGGGCCUAAUCCUCCAUAUCCAGAAUCUCUACAUAAGUUUGUGACCUGGAUGCUUCAGCCACAGGCAGCAGUUCGCCCUUGCAUCGAUGAUAUUAUAAUUCAUGUUGACAAGUUGAUCUCAAAGUUUUCUCAUUGAUGUGAAGUGGAACAAAAAUGUACUGCAUUGACAAUGCGGCAAUUGGCCAUGCACUUUCAGCAACUAGGUUGUGCAUAAGUGGAUGUGUAUGUUCAAAAUACUUGAAAAUGGCAGUGAAAGAAAAUAGAAGUUCCUUGUUAAAAAGAGUAACAGUUAAAGAGAUUAUUUUUUGUUUUUUUUUUUGGGCGUAGUUUUGGAUGUUAGUGUAUCGUUGUCACAGCUAUUUAAUUUUAUGUUCUGUAGUAAUUUAUGAAAAGAUCAUCCCGUGCCAACCCAAUAUUCAAUUUCUUAGAUGAACAAUGAUAAUCGGUGAUAAUUGCCCAUUUAUGUA
Molecule: messenger RNA, 1648 nt
Organism: Hevea brasiliensis (rubber tree)
Lineage: Eukaryota; Viridiplantae; Streptophyta; Magnoliopsida; Malpighiales; Euphorbiaceae
Exons: 6
Coding region: 271-1317 (348 amino acids)
Biological process (GO): protein phosphorylation
Cellular component (GO): cytoplasm
Molecular function (GO): protein serine/threonine kinase activity; ATP binding
Source: RefSeq, a predicted model, not a curated record